This is a messenger RNA of Anopheles marshallii, 906 nucleotides long. RefSeq names its product protein scylla-like. Bases 1 to 906 code for a protein of 301 amino acids. Gene Ontology annotation, biological process: regulation of TOR signaling; negative regulation of signal transduction; apoptotic process. The record is from RefSeq and is a predicted model, not a curated record. Gene Ontology annotation, cellular component: cytoplasm. The transcript has 4 exons. Lineage: Eukaryota; Metazoa; Arthropoda; Insecta; Diptera; Culicidae.
AUGAGUGCGAAUUACGCUGCAAUCGACGAAUUGGUUGAAGAGUUUCUGAAAAUGGAACUCAUCUCUGUGCCGCCGUAUCCGGGCCAGCUGGGCUACCUGGGAUCGACCAAAGUCAACGAUUUCCGUACACCGUUGAUGCCAAUCCCGGCCAAUAGUAACAAGAAUUCUAAUCAAAGCCAACGCCAUCAGAGCCAGCCGCAGCAGCAACAGCAGUUGCAGCAGCAGCAACAGGCCCCAAGUCAGCAGCAGCAGCAGCAGUCUCAGAGUCAGCAGCAGCUGCAGCGCAGUCAUCACAAUAGCAGUAGCCAUCAUCAUCACCACCAUCAUCAUCAUCACCAUAGUAACGCUUCCCACCAGAGCCAGCUGCAGCAUCAGCAGCAGCAACAGCAGCAGUUGUUGCAGCGUCAGCAACAGCAGCAACAGCAGCAGCAACAGCAGUACUAUAGCGAGAACCAGUAUCCGCUGGAGCCGGCGACGAUAGCGCUGACUGCCUCGCCGCACGAGGAUGCGCUGCAGAAGCUGACCCAGCGGCUCGAGAGCGAGCUGCGCAUUGCCAAGCGGCAGCAUCUUGCCUGCACCGAGGUGUUGUUGCCGGCCGAUCUGCUCCCGAGGAUAUCGUCCGAGAUGUUCGAGCAGUCGGAGAAGGAGCCGUGCGGCAUCCGUGGUUGCACGAUCUAUAUCGAGUUUGAGGAUGAGCCUGACAACACACGGCGGAUUGCGACCAUGAAGACCGAUCCGAACACCGUGUCCACGUUCGAGCUGUACCUAACGCUCAAACAGGACCGACGGGGAUGGACUUCGAUUUUGCCACAAUUUUUGAAAAAUUUGGCACGUGGCAGUACAAUCAUGAUCAGUCCGGAGUUCCGGCUGACAAAGAACAAGCUCUACCAUGCGUAUUCCGACUAA